Messenger RNA from Rotaria sp. Silwood2, 1667 nucleotides. NCBI's taxonomy places the organism in Eukaryota, Metazoa, Rotifera, Eurotatoria, Philodinida, Philodinidae. The record is from the annotation of a GenBank genome assembly.
UGUUUUUGGAAUUAGUAUUGCUCUUGUUCUUGCUAUUAUUAUUUUUCCACUUUUUGCUAUUGAUUUACUCAAAGAAAAUAUUCAUAGUAAUUAUUCAAAACAUAUUUUUAUUUACGAUAGUUUUUAUUUUUGAGUUAAAACUUUCGAAUUUUCUUCUUUGUUUUUUCCGUAGCAUUAUAUAUAACACGAUAAUUAAGAUUAGCUUUUAUUAAAUUAACCUUAUGAUAGAUAAAAGACUUAUUCGUGUAUAUAGACGACUAAUGCAAGAUUUUAUGCAAUUCACAUUAAGUUUUUCGAACGAAAAUAUAGUCAGUAGAAGUUUUAAUUCGACAUUUUAAUGUUCUCUCAUAUCAACCAGCACAAUGACGACAACCGUUGGCCAGAUUUUCAUAGCAAUUUAGGACAACAAUCGUGAUAAUUCUUUUCUCGAGUUUCUUAGCAGCAGAAAAGAGCGUUGAAUGGAAUUUAAAAAAAUACUUAACCUAUUUUAGAAUAUUCUAAUGCCUUUUUUUAUAUUAAAAUCGAUCCAUAACUAUACUUUUUGAGAGGUUUUUCCCCUAAUGUAUUUUUUUGUUAAUAUAAUAAGGCUAAAACAUACAUGUUAAUUUCACAUUUUAGCCUUAAAUAAGCUAUGAUAACAACCUUUUUGAUAUGAAUACAUAAACUAUUUUUGAGUUCUUUUUAAAUUAAGAAUCAAAUUCAAUUUUUGUUUUGAUUGAAAUAACUUUCUGUUUAGUAAAUUAGUUAUAAAUCUAUAAGAAUUCUCUGUUAAUAUAUUAAAAAAAAACAAAUUGAUUCGUUUGAAUAUAUAUAUAUAUAUAUAUAUUUUAGAAACAUUAGAAUUAUGUCGAAAUAAUGUUGAAUCAAUAGUACAUAUAUACAAUAAAGUAUUUCAUCAUGAAGAUAAUCAAGAAAAUCUAAUCGAUUUUUCAACAUUAGAUGAUAUUAAAUAUUAUAUUGAUAAUCAGAGACGUACUUUUCAUAAAUUAAUAAGUAUUCAACGAACAUUAGUUGGUUAUGCAUCGAUUGAACCAUCUUGUUGGUGGCUAAAUAAUGGAUUUUCAGCUUCACGUUAUAAAACACUUGUUCAACAACAAAUUGAUAUUUAUAGACUGUUAUAUCAUAUUAGUUCAUCUUUAAUACGAAUAAAUGAAUGUUCUCAGAUGGAUAAAAAACAAGUUGAAAAUCUUCGUAUUUGUGCAUCUGAUGGUUUAUUUCUUCCUGAUCUUUAUGUUGAAAUUCGUAAUUUAAGUAAACAAUUAAAUGAUUGUUUUCAAGUUUGGUCAUCUUAUUUUUGUUUAACACAAACAAAAUCUUAUCAAAUACAUCGUGGUUCAAUUCAUCAUAGAAAACAUUUAAUUAAAACUGAUUUAAAUAAAUAUGAACAAUGUUUAACUGAACUUCAUCGAACUGUUGUUUAUCUUCAAAUAGAACAUCAAAAAUCAACAAAUCGAUUAAUAAAAUAUUAUUUUGAAAGAUUUUUAUCUGGUGAAAUACCUGAAAAUUUUGUUCCAUUUGUUAAAAAUGAUCAAGCUGAUUCAAUAUUUAUUGCUAUGUCAGCUAUGUAUUAUUCAAUAACACAACUUACAAAAACAGCUUUAGCUUUGGCUACAACAAUACAUGAUGUUUUUGAACUUGAAACAACUGAUAUAUAUCGACCUUUUUAA